CUAAACUUCCACAACAUCUCAACUACCCCUCCCCCAUUUCUUCUCCGCGUUAUGUUGCGCUACUGCUGCAGGGCAAAGCAGGGCAUGAUGCCAUCUUCGGAUGUCUCUGCCUGUUCUGUACCAAUCUAUGCCUCCAAUUUGGAGGCGAGCCAAACCAUUACGGAUACAUCGCAAGGCCGAUGCCUCUCCUUGAUCAGGAGAGUCGUGAAGCGAGCGGAGAAGCGUUUUUCCCUAAGAGUAUUGAGUUUGUUUCGUUUCGAUUGCUAUGAUAUGAAUUUUUUCUGAGCAUUAAUAUUCAUGCUUAGUUUCAGGACCCAAAGUUUGGAAGCUAAUUAAUUCCUCGGCUUUAUCUUCAAGGUCCACGCAGAAGAUUUCGAGCCAGUAGUGGGCAUUGAAGUCCAGUAUUAUCACAAGACAUGAUUUGAUCACUUCUUUCGGAUCAUAUGUUCCUAGAUUCCGUACUCAGACAGGGACAAGACCCAUCUUGGGUAUAGUGGUGGGGUGCAGGGUGGUUUACAAGCCACCUCAAGAUAUCUCAUUGGCAAGUGCGGCUCGCUCCUCAGUUCAGUGUUUCCCAUAGUCUAUGGAGAAUGAGUGAAUGACUAGGACUACUCGCGUCCUGUUCCGUCAAUCUUCUCCACUUUGUCCCCUGCGAUUUGGCGUUACUUUUCUCUCGUCCCAUGUUCCCAAACUUAGUUCAGCUUGCAGCCAGUUGAAUCUCAGGUGUUCCUGUAGAGUGGACCCUUGAUCUUCACAUCACCUUCAAACUCACUAUUAGUUCUUGUACCUUCUCAGGCUAUUCGGAACCUCAAAUCAGUCGGCCGUGAUGCUCCUCCGUUAGACUACGCUUGAAGUGGCGACCCGAUGAAGCCACGGGUUGCUAGCUAUAUAAAUGGUUCGAGGCUUUCUACUUUUUCUUUCGAUUCAUUCACAGCCAUCCAACUUUCACAUCAUUCUUCAGAUAUGACAAUCAAGAACGCUCUCUUCGCUGCUGCGGCACUUGUGUCGGCUGUCAGUGCUCAGUCCGGAGCAUAUGGACAAUGUGGUGGACAAGAUUGGAAGGGAUCUACGACCUGUAUCUCUGGAUAUUAUUGCAGUUUCGGUAACCAGUGGUAUUCUCAAUGUCUGCCUGGAUCACCACCAGCUGGGACAACUUCAACGACUUCAGCGCCAGCAACAAGUCGGCCAACUAGUGGUAGUGGGACCACAACAUCGAAGCCUGCUACUACUCCUGGAGGAACCCCGACAACCAGCAUCCGUCCAGGGGGGACGACUGCCGCAGCCAGUGGAAAUCCUUUCUCGGGAGUUGCUUUAUACGUCAACCCAUAUUAUGCCUCUGAAAUCAGCGCAUAUGCCAUUCCUUCGCUCACUGGAGCCAUGGCAACCAAGGCCGCUGCAGUUGCGAAGACUCCUACUUUUGUCUGGCUCGACACUAUGUCCAAAGUUCCUCUUAUGGGUACUUUCCUUGCCAACAUCCGAGCUUUGAACACUGCAGGUGCUAGCCCAAAGGUUGCUGGAACAUUUGUCGUCUAUGAUCUGCCAGACCGGGAUUGUGCCGCUCUUGCAUCGAAUGGAGAGUACUCAAUCGCCAAUGGAGGUGUUGCCAACUACAAGAAGUACAUUGAUGCCAUCAAGGCUCUUCUUGUGACCUACUCAGAUGUUAAGGUCAUUCUCGUCAUUGAGCCUGACUCCCUAGCCAAUCUUGUCACCAACAUGAACGUCGCCAAGUGCUCUAAUGCAGCUGCUGCCUACAAGGAAUGUACAACUUAUGCUAUACAGCAACUGAACCUUCCCAAUGUUGCCAUGUAUCUUGAUGCUGGUCACGCUGGAUGGCUGGGAUGGCCCGCCAAUAUUGGACCUGCAGCAACCUUGUUUGGAGAUCUCUACAAGGCAGCUGGCAGCCCCUCCCAGGUUCGAGGUCUGGCCACAAAUGUUGCCAACUACAACGCCUGGAGCAUUGCUACCUGCCCAUCGUACACUCAAGGCCAAGCAGACUGCGAUGAGCUUCGAUACGUCACUAAGUUCGCACCUCUUCUUACUGCUGCCGGAUUCCCAGCCCACUUCAUCACUGAUACUGGUCGCAAUGGAAAACAGCCAACCGGUCAACAACAAUGGGGAGACUGGUGCAACAUCAAAGGAACUGGCUUCGGCGUUCGCCCAACCACAGAUACCGGAACUGCCAUUGAGGACGCCUUUGUCUGGAUCAAGCCCGGUGGAGAGGCUGAUGUAAGUCGGAAGAACAUUCUCUGGAGAAUCAGCAAGGCUAACUUAUGCAGGGAACUUCCAACAGCAGCGCUGUCAGAUACGACGCUACUUGUGGCAGGGAGGCGGCUCUCCAGCCUGCACCAGAAGCUGGAACUUGGUUUGAGGCCUACUUUGAGCAACUGCUGACCAAUGCCAACCCACCAUUGUGAAGACCGGGCAUAUACUGUGCUUUGGUAUAAUAUCUUAUGAGUUGUGUUGAGAAAGGGAAGGGGACAUAUCUUUGACGAUAUACAAAACUUUGUACAUACAUUCUCUUCUAGUAAAUACUACAUCUAGCACAUAGCACUUUUGUCCAGGGC
This is a messenger RNA of Cadophora gregata, 2564 nucleotides long. RefSeq lists its product as uncharacterized. The record is from RefSeq and is a predicted model, not a curated record. Gene Ontology annotation, molecular function: hydrolase activity, hydrolyzing O-glycosyl compounds; cellulose binding. Gene Ontology annotation, biological process: cellulose catabolic process. Gene Ontology annotation, cellular component: extracellular region. The transcript is spliced from 4 exons. Bases 865 to 2391 code for a protein of 508 amino acids. Lineage: Eukaryota; Fungi; Ascomycota; Leotiomycetes; Helotiales; Ploettnerulaceae.